Molecule: messenger RNA, 2616 nt
Organism: Miscanthus lutarioriparius
Lineage: Eukaryota; Viridiplantae; Streptophyta; Magnoliopsida; Poales; Poaceae
Source: the annotation of a GenBank genome assembly
AUGGCAGCCUGCCGCCGCGACGCAUUUCUCGCUGUCAUCAUUGCGAUCAAUGCAGUCAUUUUGGCUUCCGCGGCGAAGUACAAGCCACCGGAGUCCAUAUUGGUGGAUUGCGGUUCAGCAAAGGAGGGCCAGGACGCUGAUGGGAGGAAAUGGGUGACUGACCAAGGCAGCAACUGGCUCAUUGAUGGCGGGAAGUCAUCCAUCAUGGCCGAUGCGGAUGUCCAGGAUCCAUCGCUUCCCUCACCUGUCCCGUACAUGUCAGCACGGGUGUUCACCAAGGAAGCCGUGUAUAACUUUUCCAUUGGCGACAAGGAUAGGCACUGGCUGCGCCUCCACUUCUACCCAGCGGCCUACCAUGGCGUCCCGGCAGAACAAUUCUUCUUCUCAGUCUCUACGUCCACCGGAAUCACGCUGCUCCGCAACUUCAGCGUGUACAUCACUGCCAAGGCACUUAGCCAGGCAUACAUCAUCAGGGAGUUCACACUGCCACCGAUGACCGAUGGCACGCUGUCGCUCACAUUCACAGCAACCGCGAUGAACAACGCAUCAUAUGCCUUCGUCAAUGGCAUCGAGAUCAUCUCCAUGCCCGACAUCUUUGCUGACCCGGCCACGAUGGUUGGCUUGAGUGACCAGACCGUGGACACCGCCGCUAGCAGCUUACAGACGAUGUACAGGUUGAAUGUCGGUGGUUCUUACAUUGCACCGACAAACGACUCUGGGCUAUCACGAGAUUGGUAUGAUGACACGCCAUACCUCUAUGGAGCUGCUGUUGGUGUGACAUAUAAAGCUGAUGACAAGGUCCAGAUAAAGUUCUCGAGCCCUGAGGCAGAGUAUGCAGCACCGACGAGCCUCUACCUCAGCAGCAGGUCAAUGGGCCCUAAUCCAAAGGUGAAUCAGAACUACAAUCUGACAUGGGUGUUUGAGGUGGACAGUAACUUCACAUACAUCGUUCGGCUCCACUUUUGUGAGUUGUUGCUUACCAAGGUGAAUCAACGGGCGUUUGACAUCUACAUCAACAACAAGACAGCACAGGCAGAUGCCGAUGUCAUCGGGUGGACAUCAGAGAAGGAUGUGCCCGUGUACAAGGACUACGCGACGUUCAUGCCUGACAGUCCAGGUGAUAAGAUCCUAUGGAUCGCGCUACACCCUUCCGUGUCAAUGAAGCCAGAGUUCUACGAUGCUGUCCUGAAUGGUCUCGAGAUAUUCAAGAUGAGUGAUAGCUCUGGCAACCUUGCUGGUCCAAAUCCUGACCCAUCCAGAAUGCUGGAGGAAGCAGAGAUGGAUGUGACAACGGGGAAAUUCAAAGCCAAGCCAAGCAACCUCAGGGCCAUAGUGAUUGGCGGUGCAGCUGGCGGUGCAGCGGCCUUUGGGAUAGUAGCAGCCAUAUGUGUUGUGGCUUAUCAUUCAAAGAAGAGGCGGGUGCUAGGUAACAGCGUGUCACAUUCCUCAGGAUGGCUGCCAGUGUAUGGUGGCAACUCACAUACAAACGCCAGCAAGUCGUCUGGCGGCAAGAGCGCGGCACUCAACCCAAACAUCACCGCCAUGUGUCGGCACUUCUCGUUCCAGGAGAUUAAGGCAGCAACGAAGAACUUUGAUGAGUCACUAGUGAUUGGUGUGGGCGGGUUUGGCAAGGUGUACAGGGGCAUCGUUGAUGGUGACACGAAGGUGGCGAUCAAGCGGAGCAAUCCAUCAUCUGAGCAGGGUGUUUUGGAAUUCCAAACUGAGAUUGAGAUGCUCUCCAAGCUUCGACACAAGCACCUUGUGUCGCUUAUCGGCUGCUGCGAGGAUGACGGCGAGAUGAUCCUUGUGUACGACUACAUGGCACAUGGCACGCUACGGGAGCACCUGUACAAGAGUGGAAAGCCAGCACUAUCGUGGCGGCAACGCCUUGAGAUCACCAUCGGAGCCGCACGAGGCCUGCACUACCUCCACACUGGCGCGAAGUACACCAUCAUCCACCGUGACGUCAAGACGACCAACAUUCUGGUCGAUGAGAACUGGGUGGCCAAGGUUUCCGACUUUGGUUUAUCCAAGACUGGCCCGACGGCCAUGAACCAAACGCACGUUAGCACCAUGGUGAAGGGCAGCUUUGGAUAUCUCGACCCAGAGUACUUCAGGCGGCAACAACUCACAGAGAAGUCUGACGUCUACUCGUACGGUGUGGUGCUCUUUGAGGUGCUCUGCGCACGGCCUGCACUGAACCCGAGCCUACCAAGGGAGCAGGUUAGCCUUGCUGACCAUGCCUUGAGCUGCCAAAGGAAGGGAACACUACAAGAUAUAAUCGAUCCGCUACUGAAGGGCAAGAUAGCACCAGACUGCCUGAAGAAGUAUGCCGAGACGGCAGAGAAGUGCCUGGCUGACCAUGGAGUAGACCGACCUUCGAUGGGCGACGUGCUAUGGAAUCUUGAAUUUGCAUUGCAGAUGCAGGACACCUUUGAGAAUGGUGGGAAGCCAGAUCAGGGCGGAGGAAGCAUGAGCAACGGUAGUACUGUGUCUAUGGCGGACAGCAUGGCUGCCUCAGCUGCAGCGCUCGAGCUAAUCAGCGAGGACAUGGACGAGGAGGACAUUGCCAACAGUGUGGUGUUCUCGCAGCUCGUUCACCCAACUGGCCGGUAA